AUGAUUGCCUCCUCAGGUAGGCGGCGAAACGUCUUCGUUGCCGCAUUAAUUGCCUUAUUCUUUGCUAUAGCCUUCUACUACAACUCGUAUCCUGAUCCUGAGGGACUCAUUGCUAUGUUACCUCACGGUUCUAAACUCUUAAAUGCAACACUACCGGCAUCUCUAAUAGCGCCGUCUUCAAACUCCUCGAAAGCCAAUCAAGAUUCUGCCCCGGAUUCUGCUCCAGAGCCAAAGACGUCGAGGCUGCACUAUCUCAUCCCGGCCAGCCAGCCGAAUCUACAUUUCUGCUACAACUUAGUUUCCUCGGCCGUCAACCGCUAUCCAGUCCCUACUCUGCUUGGCUGGCAUGGAGUUGACGAAUUCGAUGCCGCAAAGACUCACCUUGCCAAGCUGCGAACUAUGGAGCGAUAUUUCAACUCGCUGCCUCCCGAUGAGGACGACGAUUUAGCAAUCAUCGUGGAUGGCUAUGAUAUUCUCAUUCAACUACCCCCCGAGAUCAUGGUCGAGAGGUACUUUCAAGUUGCCGAGCGUGCUGAUGCCCACCUGGCGCAGCGCUUUGAUAUCAGUGUUGGCGAGCUCCACAGGCGUGGCCUUCGCCAGACCGUCUUCCUGGGGCCUGACAAGAUCUGCUGGCCUAUUGAUCCCGUAGCGCCUCGAUGCUGGAGUGCCCCCGAAUCACCCAUAGCACCAACUGCCUGGGGUCUGGACAAGGGAGACAAUGCCAUGUUCUACGCCGACCCGCGGUGGCUGAAUUCAGGGACAAUCAUGGGGCCCAUUGGCGACCUAAGGAGAUAUAUUGCCGCUACAAUGGACGAGAUCAGGGCCACGCAUGAUCCUUUGUACGAGUUCAGGGAAUCGGACCAAUACUACAUGGCCAAUGUUUGGGGUCGACAGGAAUAUUGGCGCUCGAGGGUGAUGGGCAGCGACAUCCCUGAAUUUCCACCUGACAAGAUCAUUCCGGCUAAGACCAAUCCUUUCCAGACGACCGAGUACCAUGUUGCCAUUGAGUACGAGUCUGCGCUGUUCCAAACCAGGGCUGGAUAUCAGCCAUAUUUUGGAUAUAUGCAAUUCAACGAAUCUGGCUUGACAGCCAAGCUUACCGCUGAUGUCCGCGAAGAGGGACCUUUCUUUCAGCCUCCCACCAUCAAGAUGCCCAAGAGCAUCGUUGCGUCGCUAAGCAAGCUAUACGACGCCAUCCCAGAAGCUCACCCGGGGUCUACAUCGGCAGACUGGCUUAGCGUUGUCGAAUUGGGCGUCAACUUCAUCACCCAUCAUAUUUACGGCCUUUGGCAUUGCACUGGCCCCAAGGAAUUCGUCGAGUUUGAGUAUCCCACGCUGUGGUUCUAUCCAUAUGUCAAAUCUUUACUCAAAGCCGCCGUGAGGGCCUCACAGGCCGGCGAACCACUGACGCAUAAACUCAUUGAUGGCCGGAAGUGGGUUCCGAAGAAGUACUAUCCAGCUGGCGAUACCCCUGAUGAUGAAUUCGGCGGCGCCUGGACAGACUUGGAUGGUGAGUUUGUUGCGUGGAGAGACCUCUGCCAACCUCAUAACGAUUUGCUUUUUGAAGGGGAAGAGAAUAGGCCGACUCUGGGAGCCGGUGGACUAGUUUGA
Molecule: messenger RNA, 1611 nt
Organism: Trichoderma asperellum CBS 433.97
Lineage: Eukaryota; Fungi; Ascomycota; Sordariomycetes; Hypocreales; Hypocreaceae
Source: RefSeq, a predicted model, not a curated record